Messenger RNA from Fusarium verticillioides 7600, 213 nucleotides. RefSeq lists its product as hypothetical. The transcript has 2 exons. Bases 1 to 213 code for a protein of 70 amino acids. NCBI's taxonomy places the organism in Eukaryota, Fungi, Ascomycota, Sordariomycetes, Hypocreales, Nectriaceae. The record is from RefSeq and is a predicted model, not a curated record.
AUGAAGGAGGUGCUUCGGGAUGCGAGCCCACCAAGGAUUGAGGCAGGUCAAGAAGACAUUGAGCUUGCCUCAGUGUCCGGUCGGGCUCAACACCAUGAAGAGCACUUCGACCUCCUGUCUAGCUUUAGCGACUUCCCGAAGUACUCGUCGCCGAAACGGCGAUCGCUGAGUCCCUGCAAGCGGCCCUGCAGGAGCGUGCCGCCAAGCGGCUGA